UCCUCCUCCUCCUCGGUCUUUACGCCUUCUUUCCCUGAGCUUCCCGGACCCCGACAUCCCUCUCCAAGGGCGCCUUCUGAGAAAUCUUUGGUGGCGUGGCGGACCAGCUGCGAGGAGAGUUUAAAAGUUGGGGCUCGAAGACAGGAAGGGAACGAUGGCUUCCUCGUCUGGCAACGAUGACGAUCUCACUAUCCCCAGAGCUGCUAUAAAUAAGAUGAUCAAAGAGACUCUCCCUAAUGUCCGGGUGGCAAACGACGCCCGAGAGCUGGUGGUGAACUGCUGCACUGAAUUCAUUCACCUUAUAUCUUCUGAAGCCAAUGAGAUUUGCAACAAAUCGGAAAAGAAGACAAUUUCACCAGAGCAUGUCAUACAAGCACUAGAAAGUUUGGGCUUUGGCUCUUACAUCAGUGAAGUAAAAGAAGUCCUACAGGAAUGCAAGACGGUCGCGUUAAAACGAAGAAAGGCCAGCUCUCGUUUGGAAAACCUUGGCAUUCCUGAAGAGGAGUUAUUGAGACAGCAACAGGAAUUAUUUGCAAAAGCUAGACAGCAGCAAGCAGAAUUAGCCCAACAGGAAUGGCUUCAAAUGCAGCAAGCUGCUCAACAAGCCCAGCUGGCUGCCGCCUCAGCCAGCGCGUCCAAUCAGGCAGGGUCCUCUCAGGAUGAAGACGACGACGACGACAUCUGACACUCAACGUCUAUAAGAAAACAGUGGAAGAAAUGCUUAUCUGUAGUUUUGUGUGCAUUUUGGUGGACUUUACCAUGGGU
Acomys russatus (golden spiny mouse) is the source of this 765-nucleotide messenger RNA. It is a transcript of the gene Dr1, whose product is annotated as down-regulator of transcription 1. Lineage: Eukaryota; Metazoa; Chordata; Mammalia; Rodentia; Muridae. The transcript has 3 exons. The record is from RefSeq and is a predicted model, not a curated record. Gene Ontology annotation, molecular function: TBP-class protein binding; core promoter sequence-specific DNA binding; general transcription initiation factor activity. Gene Ontology annotation, biological process: chromatin remodeling; positive regulation of transcription by RNA polymerase II; RNA polymerase II preinitiation complex assembly. Gene Ontology annotation, cellular component: negative cofactor 2 complex. Bases 155 to 685 code for a protein of 176 amino acids.